AUGUCAGAGACUACUUGGCUAAAAGCCUAUCACAUUGUCGCUGAAAACCUGGAAUCAAAUCCGAUAGCAAAGCUCGGGGAACAUGCCUAUAGACUGGCUGCCCAUCGAAUCAUCUCCCCAAGCGUUCUGCGUGAGCUGCCAUUCACAUUCCAAGGAUGGGGAAUCUGGGCCUGGACAAAAGUUCCACCUCUGGCAUCACCAGCCAUCAUUGCAUUGUUGAACUGCUUGAAGCUAACACACAUGACACUCGCCACAGGAUCUCUGGCAGCAAAAUUCCAGUCUGUAAUGUACGGUGCAUUCACACCCGGAGGGGGAAUAUUCGCGACCUUGACUAGCCUCGGCAUGCGCGGAAUUCUUCAGCAGGCGGUUCAGAGUUUUGCUUUACCACUAGGAUCCGCAGCUGCUGUGGUGACAGCGUGGCUGAUAUUUUGA
Penicillium diatomitis is the source of this 432-nucleotide messenger RNA. RefSeq lists its product as uncharacterized. The record is from RefSeq and is a predicted model, not a curated record. Lineage: Eukaryota; Fungi; Ascomycota; Eurotiomycetes; Eurotiales; Aspergillaceae. The coding region runs from base 1 to 432 and encodes 143 amino acids. The transcript has 2 exons.